UGUGUAAAACGCAAUAUUUAACGUGAAUAAUAUAUAACCAACAAUUAUUUUCAACCAAACACUGUAUAAAAUAUAUCGAAUAUAAAUCAUGAUUCCACUUAUUGUUCAAUGGGGCACAAAAAGGCGGCCAUUUUUUUGAAUGUAAACAAAAAAUUUGGCCGUUGUUACUCGAGAUAAGAGUAAGGCUGAGGACGCACACCGACCAUAUGUUUGUUUUGAAAUUCAAGAGGUAAACUUUUUAAUUUCUUUUUUUUUGAUCUACGAAGUAUUUAUUUUAACACAAUUUGCUACAUUUACUAUAAAACUUAAAAAUUAAAACCUUGUUUUUAUAGUGUUUUAAGUUUUGAGUUUAUCGGUUUUGUUUAUAUCUACAGCUUUUUUUUGCCUUUUCUUUAAUAUUUUUAUUUAUGCACGCUUGUUAGAUCAUGGAACAAGGCGCUGGUGGAAGUUGUGGACGUGGCCGGGGUGGUCGUGCAAGGGGUGGUGGUACCCGUGGUCGUGGGCGCGGUCGUGGGCGCGGUCGUGGGCGCGGCGUCUGUGCUCGUGCGCUUGAUUUUAACACUAUUACCGAGGCGCCUCCAUCUGUUGCCGGACCAUCGACAUCUAUUGCUGAUGAAAUAAAGCGAUAUAAACGCCAAAAAACCGCAGACAAAAAAAAUAUGGGCCGACUGACGCCAGAGCAGCGAGCACGGCUGCAGCACCUACGGGACAUCAAACAAGUCUCGCACUUUUUGAUGCCCGACGCUCCUCCCGCCAAAAAAUCCAAAAAAUCGUCUCCGGUGAGAGUGCCGUGUCCCCUUAUUCCGGGGACUCCAGAAGUCCCGCCUGCACGGAUUCUCCAACCGUGGGAGCUGAAUAGAAGAGCUUCUGUAGUAGACGUGAGUGGGCCUAGCAGAGUGGUGGACUUAGAGCAAGUGGUCUCCAGUGAUCGGCUGACACCGCCCCCAGCAACAACUCAACUCGUAUUUACUCCCUCUUCGGGAGUAGUGAGAGUUGCGACGGAGGAUGUUGGGGCCAUAGGAACCAUUGUGGAGUCCACCAUUCAGCUGAUAGGCUUCUCCCCAAGCACGUCUACUACAGAUUGUGCACUCCAGAAUGUGGUGUCUCCAACACCUUCGAGUAGAGCAGAGCCUUCUAUCUACGAGGACGUGGAUGACCACAUUUUGGAGUGGGAACGGUCGGCGGGGCUUUACCCGGACAGCGACAUGGAGGAGGAACCCCUGUUCAAUGGGCUGAGCAAUCGCGUGGGGGACGCGGCCUAUCCCGCCGAGGAAGAAUUGAGCAGCGAUCUCAGCGAGGCGCUGCUCAAUUUGGAUCGUCGUGAUGACGAUGCGUUGCGGGAGAUAGCCAACGAGGACAUGUUGCACUUUAGUUGGUCGCAUGAUCCCGAAGUUUUUACGGGGCAGCGUGAGAUAUUUACUGGGGAAGCUGGGCCUACAUUUCCAGCUGAUGGAAUGUCACCAUUCCAAAUUUUUUCGAAAAUUUGGGACGAUGACAUCAUCAAUGUGAUAGUCCGAGAAACAAACCGGUACGGCGAAAUUCUCUGCAGCUCAGAAAACCUCUCGAAGUCGUCACGACUGAGGAGGUGGACGCCCAUUACACCUCAGGAGUUGUGGACGUACUUCGGUAUUCUGAUGCUGCAGAGCAUUACGCAGCUCCCUGUAGAGAGCGAGUACUGGCGCCCAUGUUUGCCUUAUUUGAAACUGGGAAACUUCGCUGACAUAAUGUCCUUCCACCGGUUUGUAGCCAUCAAGAGGUGUUUGCAUUUUAGUAAUAAUACUCUUGCUGCCAGAGGAAUCCCAAAUAGGCUCACAAAAAUAAGGCCUAUAAUUGACCAUUUAAACAAAAAAUUUAGCUCUUUAUACCUACCUGAGCAGCAAAUUGCUAUCGAUGAGUCGCUCCUCCUAUGGAAAGGGCGGCUCUCUUUUGCACAACUGAUUGCAAAUAAAGCUGCUCAGGUAGGUAUAAAGAGCUAUGAGCUCUGUGAGUCUAGGACGGGAUACCUCUGGAAAAUGAUGGUAUACACCGGUAAGGAAGGGCAUAAUGUUGGCCACGACUCUCGGGAGGAGUCGCAAGCCGUGGGUGCUACAUCCAAAAUUGUCCAUCACUUGGUACAGCCUUUAUUAAAUAAAGGCCAUACCUUGGUGAUGGACAAUUUUUAUAAUAGCCCUCUUUUGGCACGCACUUUAAAGUGCCAAAAGACCGACGUAAUCGGCACGUUGCGCCUGAACCGAGAGUUCGUGCCCGAAAGUUUACAGCGUAAAAAUAAGGCAAACAUGCGCACAGGGGAAGUGGCUUUCAGCCAAACUAAAGACAUCACGAUUGUGGUGUGGAAAGAUACCAAUGUGGUAUCUAUGAUAUCAACGUACCACAAAGCAGAAGUCGGCGGAAAAGAAAAAUACGGCUAUUUUAAAUAUAAGCCCAAAGUGGUUUUGGACUAUAAUCUUUCUAUGGGAGGCAUUGAUAAAAAAGACCAAAUGCUGCAAGCAUUUCCCAUAGAAAGGGUCCGAAACCACAUUUGGUACAAAAAGCUUUUCCGCCGGCUUCUGAAUGUAUCGAUCCACAACACAUUCGUGAUGUUCUCGAGUGUGGUUCCAGCCAUGAGGCAGCGGGCGUUCCGAGUACGAUUGGCGGAUGAAAUCUUGCAGAAGUUUUCUCCGCCAAAAAUACAGGCGCCUCCGGCCACCAACCACUUCCCUGCCAGGAACGCCUCAAAAAGAUCACGUUGCAAGUGGUGCGCACUACAAAAAAAAGACACAUGCACAGUGUGGAAGUGCGACACUUGCAACGUGAAUCUGUGUAUACAGGGUUGUUUCAAAGACUAUCACAUGGCUGUGUAGGUCCAGUUUUUUGGGAUAAUCUGGUAAACGAACAGACGGAUUACCUGAAGGUAAGCAAUCGGCGCUGGCCAUGGUCACCUGAAAAACACCAGUAUUUUUUUUGUGUGUGGAGCAAUCAUCCAAUCCAAGGUGCCUUCAAAAGUGCCUUUCUGGUCUAAUUGAAAUAAAUGAUUUUGACUUUGACUUUGACCAAUGACUUCU
Messenger RNA from Spodoptera litura, 3041 nucleotides. NCBI's taxonomy places the organism in Eukaryota, Metazoa, Arthropoda, Insecta, Lepidoptera, Noctuidae. The record is from RefSeq and is a predicted model, not a curated record.